GGAACUGCAUGUGUUAUUCUGCCUUGUAUUGUACCUGUCUAUCUACAUAUGCGUUCUGCCGUGCAAUAUAUUAUUAUAUUGUACAGGCAUACGUGUUUUGCCGUGUAAUAUAUACCGGUAUGAUAGCGUUGACACAUGCUGCUAAGCCUAAUUCAUUAAAUUCUUGUCUACCAAGCCAGAGCAUCAGACGAUCACGAUCAUCAUCGGAUAAUAUAGGAUUAAUCACUCGAAAGGAACAUGGACCAAUGUGUUACCACAUCAUGAACAUAUUGGCUAUUACAGGCAUGCCCACGUCUAAGGAUUCAUUUCAUCAUGACUAAAACAAACGAUGACAUCGAGUUGGAUCUUUCAGAUGACCCAAUUUCUGAAGAUGAUGAAAGACUGUUGAAAGUGAUUAUCGUUGGGGACACAUCGGUCGGGAAAACUAUGUUGAGUGACCGGUAUAUCCAUGGCAAGUUUGGUAUUGGUCAACCUACUAUUGGUGCUGAAUUUGCUCUGAAACACGUGACUUCUCGGAAUAUGAAGGUGAAGCUCCAAUUAUGGUCCAUUUCAGGCUGUGAGAGAGUAAGAAAAAUGACAAGUUUAUACUACAAAAACGCAUCAGCUUGUGUCAUCUUAUUCGACAUCACGCAUCGUAGGACGUUCGAAAAUGUCGCUGUGUGGAAAGAUGAUAUCGACAGUAAAACUUCGUUAUCAAAUGGAAAACCAAUCCCGUGUCUUCUUCUUGCAAAUAAGACAGAUAAGCCAGAGCACGACAUAACAGAUGAGGAGAUCGAAGAAUUGUGUAUGAAAUACAAUUUCAUCGGAUGGAGGAAGAUUUCGGUCAGAGAAAAUACGAACAUAGAAGAAUCCAUGAACUUCCUGGUCGAGGAGACUUUAUUGCAUCUUCCUAUGUGACAAAGUGCUUUCAUCCGGAUGCCAUUUUUAGCAUCCAAGGGAAUAUGUCAUAUACAAGAAACUGUACUUAUUAUUUUCUAUUGUAAUGCAUGAAUUCAACCUUCAUCAUGUUCAUUUUCAAGGCUGCAUGUGCUGUUCUUCAUUAAACUUUGUAAUAAUAGCAAGUCCUGCUUCAAUUUCAACUACCAUGGCAACAGUGAAAAUUCUGCGAUUUGAUUGGGUCUUUCAAUAAAAUGUGAUAUUCCAGAAAGAGUUGCUAUCAUUAUAGCAACUUUUGAUUAAACAGGGUACAGCAGAUUUUUAACCCCUUGGAAUCUAGCAACAUCAAUGGCAUAAUUUUCAAUAUCUUAAACAUUUUUGCUUGAAAUACAUUAACAUACAAGACCUAGAAAUGGAGGCUCUGGCAAGGACCCCAUUUUGUUCAGUGUUCCUGCAACGUUCCUUGCUCAUAGUAUAGUGUACAAUGAAAAAGCGAAAUGAGACGGAGGAGGAGUUCUAGUAGUAUAAGUUGUUAUUGAAAAUUCACUAUAUUUUGUUAAAUGAUCAAUAACAUUUACAUUCAGAAUCAUAUUUUUAUAUAAUAUAUAACAGAAUAACUUAAGAUAUUAUUGUAAAUAAACAACUUUAUAUAUAGAUUAUGAACUACUUAUUAUAACUGAAUCAUAUAUAGAUCUUAUUAGUUGUAACGUUAUUUUAAUGAAUUGUAUUGAAUGGAAUUUCAGAGGUUGUAUUUAUAUGUUCCGUAUCAGUGUGUGUCAAGUCUCUGUGUAUGAUUCAUCCACCCUUUGUUACUUAUAAUACAUACAUAGUUAUAUUUUAUAUAUUAAUAUAUUAAUGUCUAAAUUUGGCAGUGAUAAGGUGCAAAAAAAAUGGGGUGUUGGCAGAAUCAUAUUCUCCCGGAUCGUAUCAUUGUUCUUUUUUUUAUUUCAAGCACCCUAUAUUCCCGCACCCCUCCCACCGAUUAUGUCCAGCCCCAUCUUUGAAGUGGUUAGCAAUGUUCCCCAAAUGAUUUUAAGCCUGACAACUAGAAAUAAGUGACGACGGAUGGCAACCUAUAGUGCUUUAUAAACAAUUAUAUGAAGCCUAUAUAUUAUUAUUUAGUUGCAUAAUGUUGUACCCUGUCGUCAUACAAUGUUCAAUUGUUUUCAUGAUUUUUUCUAAUUCGCUCGGAACUGGAGACAGAAGGCAAAUGCCAUAGUUGUCUAGUUUACCUCUUCUGCCCCCGGCUAUACAAGGGAAAUACAUUCUUUCAGUUGUCAUGUUAUCUUUUUAUUAAUUUGAUUUGCUAGGUAAAAUUAAUGAAAAUAAUAAUGAUAAACGUAAUACUAAUGAGAACAAUAAUUAUAAUAAUAUAUCAUGUAGUUUAUAUCUUUGCUUACAGUGUACUGUGUAUUUCGCUUUAUUAUUUACAUCUCAUUUUAUAUAGUACCCAACUUACAAGCUUUACUUCUUAGGGGUUCUAAAGAAACCAUUCAUAAUUAUGAUCGUGUAUGUUUUGUAUCAUUUGAUCAUUGGUUUGUACUCAUAUAUUUUUUUGUUCUAAAAAACUAAACUUACACCCGAACUUAUUAUAAUUAUUAUUUAUAUCCAUCGACAUCUGUUUUAUUAUGUCUUUCAUGUACUUUUUAGUGAAUUAGAACUGAAAUGUUUUGAUAAGGGA
This is a messenger RNA of Lytechinus variegatus (green sea urchin), 2557 nucleotides long. RefSeq names its product ras-related protein Rab-7L1-like. Bases 313 to 897 code for a protein of 194 amino acids. Lineage: Eukaryota; Metazoa; Echinodermata; Echinoidea; Temnopleuroida; Toxopneustidae. The record is from RefSeq and is a predicted model, not a curated record. Gene Ontology annotation, molecular function: GTP binding; GTPase activity. The transcript is spliced from 6 exons.